AGACGAUAUAGAGAGACAUAAAUUAUUAAAGAUUUAAAGAAAGGAAGAAAAGUAUGUUUAAACUCUGUCUCGUUCUCGUCUUGCUUAUUGCAAUAGACGCAAGUCUGGUUAACUCCAGCUAUUGUAGCUGCUCGGGGAACAUAUCAGCGAGCGAUGUUGAUCGAGUCCAUUUCGCAAUGAACUUGGAGUUCAUGGAGGCCGAGUUCUUCUUAAAAGGGUCUACCGGAAAAGGACUCGAUGCGUUUAACGAGACGCUUGCUCAAGGUGGACCACCUCCCGUAGGGGCAAAGAAAGCAAAUCUUGACCCUAUAACUAAUCGAAUCAUCGAGGAGUUUGGUUAUCAAGAAAUUGGUCAUCUUAGGGCUAUAGCAGAUAUGACCGGAGGAAUACCGCGUCCGUUGUUGAAUCUGACGAGAGAGAACUUUGCAGAGUUCAUGGACAGAGCGGUUGGACGGAGAUCAAACCCGCGGUUCGACCCUUAUGCCAACUCACGCAACUAUCUCUUAGCUUCGUACUAUAUCCCUUACGUUGGUCUUACCGGUUACGUCGGAACCAUCCCUUACCUUGUAUACUUCAAUAUCAAACAGCUUGUGGCGGGUCUAUUGGGGGUGGAAUCGGGUCAAGACGGAGUGAUAAGGACGAUGCUGUACGAGAGACAGUACGAGAUGGUGGAGGAAUACGGGGGAGUCACGGUGGCUGAGCUGACCAACGAGAUAUCUAACCUCCGUAACGAGCUCGGUAUGUGCGGGAUAAAGGAUGAAGGCCUGUGCGUGCCGCUGUGGCUAGGUGCGGAGAAUCGCACCACCAGCAACAUCCUCUCCGCCGAUCCUUACUCUCUCUCUUAUGACCGGACACCGCAAGAGAUCCUAAGGGUUAUGUACGGCACCGGCGAUGAGCAUCGGCCCGGUGGGUUUUGGCCGUGUGGUGCCAACGGGAGAAUCGCUAGGAUGUUUCUCGAUGGUGGGUCUUAUGGAGAUGGCGUUGUAUGCUCUUCAGAUGAAAAUUAAAUGUUUUAGUUGAUAUAUAUAUUAAGAUUGUAAUAUUAUUCUCAUUAAGGUGAUACGGAUGAUUACUACUACUAAUUAUUCCAUGUAUCUUAUUGCUAUCUGUGUUUAAUCUAUAAUUAAUAAAAUAAAAUAAAAAGGCAAA
This is a messenger RNA of Capsella rubella, 1149 nucleotides long. RefSeq names its product desiccation-related protein PCC13-62. NCBI's taxonomy places the organism in Eukaryota, Viridiplantae, Streptophyta, Magnoliopsida, Brassicales, Brassicaceae. The coding region runs from base 54 to 1007 and encodes 317 amino acids. The record is from RefSeq and is a predicted model, not a curated record. The transcript is spliced from 3 exons.